Molecule: messenger RNA, 1200 nt
Organism: Spea bombifrons (plains spadefoot toad)
Lineage: Eukaryota; Metazoa; Chordata; Amphibia; Anura; Pelobatidae
Gene: TMEM38B
Product: transmembrane protein 38B
Exons: 6
Coding region: 222-1094 (290 amino acids)
Biological process (GO): potassium ion transmembrane transport
Cellular component (GO): membrane
Molecular function (GO): identical protein binding; potassium channel activity
Source: RefSeq, a predicted model, not a curated record
AUGUCUCAAUUUACAGGAAUGGUGCACGCAACCGAGAGUGGCAAGCGUCCUGUUCAAUGGUGUAAGGCGACAGUCUGCAUUCUAGGAUUCUCACCUUAUAUGAGAGGACAGAGGCGGGGGCAGUAAAGGAGGGGAGUGGCAAUCGCAGAGGCACUUUAUACCCGGUGCAGGUGGUGUGAGUGGGAAGCAGAAUAGUGUGUGUAAACUGCUGUGGAAUAGACAUGGAAUCCCUAUCCGAAAUGUCUCUGCAGUUUUCCCAGCUGUCGAUGUUUCCCAUCUUCGAUGGUGCUCAUUAUUUGGCUUCUGUGAUGGCAGCCAGGGAGCAGCCGGGAGCUGUGGAAGUAUCAAGGAGGAGUCCCAUGGCAUGCUGGUUCAGUGCCAUGCUGCACUGCUUCGGUGGAGGAAUCCUGUCAUCUCUAAUGCUUGCUGAACCUCCUAUAUUAUUUCUCUCAAAUGGUACUAAUAUUCUGCUAGCAUCUGUAAUAUGGUACUUGGUUUAUUAUUUUCCUUCGGACCUGUUCUACAAUUGCACAAGUUUCCUUCCACUCAAAGUCAUUAUUGCAGCACUGAAAGAAGUAACAAGGACAUGGAAGAUAUUGUCUGGUGUGACACAUGCCCACAGCCAUUUUAAGGAUGCCUGGUUGGUCAUGAUUGCUAUAGGCUGGACAAAAGCUGCUGGAGGUGGGCUGAUCUCCAACUUUGAACAGUUAGUGAGGGGUGUCUGGAAGCCAGAAAGCAACGAACUUCUAAAAAUGUCCUACCCAGUGAAAAUAUCCUUGGUUGGAGCAGUUCUGUUUACCCUGCAGCAUGGCCAGUAUCUCCCCAUUUCAAGAAAUGACCUCAUGUUAUUCUACACUAUGUUUCUUAUAGUUACUAAGGUGACAAUGAUGCUGACGCGUUCGUCAACCUCUCCAUUCCAACCUAUCGAGACUCCAUUGGGUCGCCUGUUGUUUGGCUGUCCGUGUGAUCCAACAGAAGUAAAGGAAAAGGUCGCUGCUUCUCCAGAUGUCAAAGCAAAGCUUUCCAGGCAACCAGAGGAAAAGAACAGCACAAAUGAAAAUAUUAGAAAGCGUCCGACUAAAAAGGCUGACUGAGCCAAAAAUCACCUUAGUUUUUAGAAAAACUAAAGUAGACUUUGGAGCACUUCACCGUUAACGCAAAAAUUAUGGUCUAUUUAAUUUCUGUUUAGGUAGAAAAAUG